Thalassophryne amazonica is the source of this 1646-nucleotide messenger RNA. It is a transcript of the gene mettl9, whose product is annotated as methyltransferase like 9. The record is from RefSeq and is a predicted model, not a curated record. Gene Ontology annotation, molecular function: protein-L-histidine N-pros-methyltransferase activity. NCBI's taxonomy places the organism in Eukaryota, Metazoa, Chordata, Actinopteri, Batrachoidiformes, Batrachoididae.
AUGUGUCACCUGCAGAUCCGGACUCUGGUCUUUGUGGCCUGGGUCUGCGGUUACGUCGCCUUUCUGCUGUCCGUCAGGAAGAUGUGGACCGGCAAGUACGUCCGGAGUCCGGUGGUUCGAUCCCUGCUCAGCAACAUGGUGAACGACGCAGAAACUGCCGGGGUCGAGACCCAGGAGUGGUACCUGUGUUGUCCUGACCUGCUUGGAGAAACAGUUCGACCCCCUGUAUGUCCAGAGUCAUUUGGACUCGGACACCAAGCUUUUCUCAAACGGAGCAUAGAGAAGUCCAGCUGGUUGUUAACCCAGUUGUACCACUCUUUUAUGUCAACAGUCCUCAGCCCUCUGGUCUCACGCACCUUCAUCAACGGGUUGUUGGGUCGCGGCUCUAUGUUUGUGUUUUCUGCAGAGCACUUCCAGCGGCUGAUGCGGAUCGGGCCGGAGUGGCGGGCAGAGAGACUGCUGGACCUUGGGGCUGGGGACGGGGGCAUCACUGAGGUGAUGGCCGUCCACUUCAAAGAGGUUCACGUCACUGAGGUGUCGCUGCCAAUGAAAUGGCAUCUCCAGAGGCGGGGUUACAAACUGCUGGGAAUAGAUGUGCAGCAUACAGGCUUCCAAUAUGAUGUCAUCAGCUGCCUGAAUCUGUUGGACCGCUGCGAUCAUCCUCUGAAUCUCUUGCGGGACAUCAAGCAAUCGCUAGUUCCACCACAGGGCGCCUCAUUCCUGGCCGCAGUGCUUCCCUUCCAGCCUUAUGUGGAAGUCGGAGGGACGGUGCAGUGCCCGAAGGAGCGCCUGUACGUAAAAGGAAAGACGUGGGAGGAGCAAGUGACCAAUCUGUCCAAUGAGGUUUUCCGUCAGGCGGGGUUUGAGGUAGAGGCUGUGACGCGGUUGCCAUACCUCUGCGAAGGCGACAUGUAUCAAGACUACUACGUCCUGGAUGAUGCAGUUUUUGUUCUCAAGGCGUCAGAUAAUUUAGGGGAGUCGACUUAAUGGUUAAAGAUUCGUGCAUAUUGCAGAAAGAAACCCGCAGAAUGUCUUCAUCCAGGAGGUUAUGCUUUCAACCUAGUGUGUAUGUUUGUAACAUGACUUGAAAGAAAGGAACCUAUUUUCAUAAUAUGUGUGAAGGAUUGCAUUUGACUUGUAGAUUCUUGACAAAGGGGCAGAGCCUUAAUAUUUUAUCAUGGUAAAAGUAAGUCCCUUCGGCUGCUCCCUUGUUUGCACUUGGGGUCGCCACAGCAAAUCCAAGGUGGAUCUGCAUGUUGAAUUGGCACAAGUUUUACCAUGGUGGGGUUUGGUAUUUAGGGCCUUGGCAGAGAUAUGUGGUACAACUGGUGUCUUUCUAGAGUACUAAAUGUUAGUGUGUGCGCAUAUAUGUAAGGACAAGCAGGUCUCGGUUGACAUGUACGUGGUAUCUUCCUGAAGACUUUGUUCAACAAGGUUAAGCUUGAUACACUUCACGUCACUAAGACGUCUUUUAAGUUUGACUUUGGAGGCAUUUCAAAUGUGGCCAGCGGGGAGGCUUAGUCUCAAUGUCUGUGUGCAAUAUCUUGAAAAAAACUUCACAUAUUAAGGUGAAAUUUGCCACAGAUCACCUUUCUAAGACCUUGGUCAAGGUUCGACAUUGGCCAUGUUUCAGGUUUAAUUGUGGG